AUGAGUUCAAGUUUGUACCGAGAUUCAUAUUUUCAAUACCGCCAUUUAUCAGCACCGCAUCACAUAUUAUAUGCAGAAUGGAAUCAGGAUAUACUGGCGCUUCCGGACGAAGUGGGAAAUGUUACGAUGGCUAUGGAAGAUAAUACCCGCACCGACGCGGGGGAGGUAAGAGCUGCUCAAGAUGGGGAAAGAAACUCUAGUGUACGCGAGAGCGGUCAAGCUAAGGCAUCAAUGACAAAUGAACAGAACAGCAACCGCUACUGGAACUCUUUUCAUGACGAAGAUGAUUGGAAUCUGUUCAAUGGUAUGGAGCUCGAGAGUAACGGAGUAGUGACGUUUGCCGGACAUGCAUUCGAUCAUUCUUUAAACGGGGGAACUAAUUCCAGGAACGACAGUGCCAAUGAGCCAAGAAAAGAAACGAUAACUGGUUCUAUAUUUGAUAGGCGCAUCACACAAUUAGCGUACGCAAGAAAUAAUGGUUGGCACGAACUGGCUCUCCCACAGUCACGAUGA
This is a messenger RNA of Saccharomyces paradoxus, 513 nucleotides long. RefSeq names its product Swm1p (gene SWM1). Gene Ontology annotation, cellular component: anaphase-promoting complex. The coding region runs from base 1 to 513 and encodes 170 amino acids. NCBI's taxonomy places the organism in Eukaryota, Fungi, Ascomycota, Saccharomycetes, Saccharomycetales, Saccharomycetaceae. The transcript has a single exon. The record is from RefSeq and is a predicted model, not a curated record.